AUGGAUUUAUCUGAUGAUUCUCCCCAAAAUACAGAAGAAAUAACCACGAGUACAGCUAUAGUGGCUGAUAUUCAGAGUAGUUCUGGGCUUUCUAUAUCAAUACAUCCAUUAGUGAUCUUGAACAUUUCGGAUCACUUUACACGCACACAGUUACAAAAUCCAGAAGUUUUGUCAAAUGGUCGAAUGUACGGCGCAUUGUUAGCAGCACAAACAGGACGCGAUGUUGAUAUUGCCAAUUCUUUCGAAAUGCCGCUGUCUCUAAAAGGCGAUGCUACUCUGGAUAAAGCAUUUCUGUUGAACAAAUUAGAACAAUGUAACAAAAAACGAACUUUCUAUCUCUAUUAUCAAGUAUUCCCUAAACUGGACUUCAUGGGCUGGUACAGUAUAGGAUCUAGACCUUCAGAAAGCGAUUUAAAAUUACAUGAACGAAUUUUAGAGAUAAAUGGGUCAGCUCUCUUUUUACAAAUGGAUCCCAACAGGUUAACGCCAAGCGGUGGAGCGAGAGAAUUUCCAAUAACAAUAUAUGAAUCACUGAUCGAUAUCGUAGAUGGAAAUACACGUUCCAUAUUCAUUAAAUCCGCCUAUAAAGUAGAGUUAGGUGAAGCAGAACGUAUCGCUAUAGAUCAUGUAGCAAAACCCAGUUCGUCUACAUCAGAAACCGGCUUAGGAAAUACAUGUGAGUCAUGCUAGAACUGCAUUUCUAUAGUGAAUGGCAUGAAAAAAGACACAGUGUAUGCUUUAUGCACUCUAACGCACAAAUUAUAUGUAAUAUCGCUUUAGUGAUCGCUCAUUUGACAACACAAAGAAAUGCUAUCGCCAUGCUGAACUCAAGGAUUCAAUUUCUUCACCGAUACCUGCAGGAUACGAAAGCAGGUAAUAUACCAGUGGAUCAUGAUAUCUUACGUCAGAUUUCGAGUGUGUGCAGACGAUCGCCGAUAUUAGAAAAAGAGGCUUUUAACAAAGAAUUUUCAACCGUAAGUGAGCCUUCAAAUUGUCCAUAAGCAUUCUUUUUCUUUUCUCCUGAAUUAGGUUGACGUUUGAUUAGGAACAUGAUGAUGUGUUAUUGGUUGCUUAUUUAGCCCUCAUUACGAAGGGGUUGAAUACAGUAAAUGAUCUUGUCGAUAAAUUCAAUUUGGUA
Mycotypha africana is the source of this 1138-nucleotide messenger RNA. RefSeq lists its product as uncharacterized. Lineage: Eukaryota; Fungi; Mucoromycota; Mucoromycetes; Mucorales; Mycotyphaceae. The coding region runs from base 1 to 690 and encodes 229 amino acids. The record is from RefSeq and is a predicted model, not a curated record. Gene Ontology annotation, cellular component: COP9 signalosome. Gene Ontology annotation, molecular function: protein binding; metallopeptidase activity. The transcript has 5 exons.